This is a messenger RNA of Phytophthora nicotianae INRA-310, 659 nucleotides long. RefSeq lists its product as hypothetical. The transcript is spliced from 2 exons. The coding region runs from base 386 to 580 and encodes 64 amino acids. NCBI's taxonomy places the organism in Eukaryota, Oomycota, Peronosporomycetes, Peronosporales, Peronosporaceae. The record is from RefSeq and is a predicted model, not a curated record.
GGGGGGGGGACGCAACCAACGGCUUGAUCACAGUGAUCUGCGUGGUCCGAAACUGUGCUGGUUGCUGCAGCAGAAGUAGAUAGUUCACGCUGAGCGUUCCGAGCACCCGACCGUCCCUGUCGUGCGUUUUUUUUCUUAGCGUGUUGUGACGAUGCAGACGCUCUAGAGGACUUUCGCUUCACAGCAGCUGAUCUUCACAUUUUUGCUAUCCAUCUGACCCUCCAGAGUGAAUUAUGAGCUGCAAUUGGGACAAGAUGUCCGCCGUGGAGGUACUCGCGAUGCUGUGCUAUCGGUUUGUCGUACCCGCCCAGGCUGAAACGACUUUGGAAACGAUCGGCGGCAUCCUGUUGACGACUCGUCAUCACCACAUCAAAUCAACGGAAAGAUGUCACCUUCUCUCACAAGUAUGUCUUCCUGCAGCGGUAUAAACGCUAUCCGGAGCCUGUACAUGUGCGAAGUGGCGGGCUUGCGAAACGAUGCGUGUCUCUUCCUUGAUGAAACAAAACAAGACCCAGAGCAACUUCAAGCUUUCAGAGAACGCAGUACGAUGGCUCUGUCUACGGUCCUAACCGAGUUUUGAGCUCGUCAUUUAAGGGGUAACUCGCUUACUUCCCCAUAGAAGCGGUUUAAUACGAUACUGAGUGCCGUGCGAAUCUCGA